Messenger RNA from Gongylonema pulchrum, 375 nucleotides. The record is from the annotation of a GenBank genome assembly. NCBI's taxonomy places the organism in Eukaryota, Metazoa, Nematoda, Chromadorea, Rhabditida, Gongylonematidae.
AUGAUUAGCGAGCGAACUUCGUUGAGAUACUCGCCAAAUGGCGAAGUGGAGCCGUGGAUUAUCAAUGACGCUACCAGUACCAUAUUUAUCUCCCCCGCUGUGCUUAGGAAUUGCUCUCUUCACCGCAGUAUAUGUUUCUCGAGUGCUGAACUCAAACUGGAGGACAAAUUGAAUCAAAUCAAGGUCAAUUUAGAAUCGGUGGACAGCUUUCCAUCACAGUGUGCAUUGCUAAAUCAGAAGCGGUCGAGUUUGUUGGGGCAAUGCAUUGUACUCAUUCUGGUGCUGGCUGUCUUCCUCAUUGGCGUACUUCUCGCGUUUUUGAUAGGACACUGGUCUGCUAAGUCGCGAAAAAGUGCGGAGCAUUUGGUUGGUUGA